Aspergillus homomorphus CBS 101889 is the source of this 1272-nucleotide messenger RNA. RefSeq lists its product as uncharacterized. The coding region runs from base 1 to 1272 and encodes 423 amino acids. The transcript has a single exon. The record is from RefSeq and is a predicted model, not a curated record. Lineage: Eukaryota; Fungi; Ascomycota; Eurotiomycetes; Eurotiales; Aspergillaceae.
AUGGAGUGUCUGUACGGUCGCAUAUCGUACGCAUCAUGGCGAUUACGACAAUUCCGGCAAUUGGUCAACAGCACGCGAGGCCCAAUUGCUCUUUCGCAUCACCGCAUCCGCCGCACCUUAUCCACCUCCGCCGACGAGCCUCAACCGCCGCAACCCCACGAUACCCCGUCCGCUCCUCCUAAUGAGACCCCGUCUGAAUCUCUCGACAAGAGGCCCUCCGAAUCCUCCCCACCGCCUUCCUCCCUCCUCCCCAAAUCUCCCUUGCUCACCGACCCCAAACCAGCCAACCGUCAGCGCUUGCACAAGAAGAAAGCCCGCAGCAAGAAUCGAGUCUACUCGGACCCAGACCAUGACCUCACGAAGAACCCCUGGGCCGUCGCCCUCGCCAGCCCAGUCCGCUACUGCUCCCUGACCGGGUACCGCAUGCCUACGGAGUUCCUGAACAACUGGGGUCUGGACGAACAUCCCGAGGGGAGUCUAUUCCUCCAUCCUACUGCUCUCCUGCCAGCCCCAUCCGUACCUGUGCCUGGCUCAUCAUCACCAUCGGCCUCAUCGUCACCAUCAUCACCCUCCUCGCCAUCACCCCCACAACUCCCUCCCACCCCGCGAACCGCACCCGCAAUCAAAAACCUCCGAGCCUGGAUCGUCAACCGCCUGCCCCUUCUCACGCACAUCACAGAGACACUGAGUGCCAAAACAGCACGCAUCCCAGCCAUCACGCACGCGUUCCCACUACGCUGGAAGCCGCCACUAGGACCGCUAACAGAGCCGCUGUUAGCGCGCUGCGUCUGGCGCCAGGAUAUGCCGCAGUUCCUGACGCGGAUGAUGCGACGACAGGUGGGCGGGCGGUUGCGCAAGGCCGCCUCGCAGACGAAUGACUCGGCGGCGAGGCAGGUGUGGACGCCGCUGCUGCGUGAGGGGUGCGACCUCACGGAAAAGGCGCUGGUGGAUGCGUUGAACAAGAUGGAGCCGAUUGUGCGGAUGCGCGUCGGCGCGGUGUUGGUCUUGCGACCGAUGACGAGUGAGCCCGAGCCAGGGCUGCCGCUGACGAGUUUCUUUCAUCUGCCGCAGACGGGUUCGAAGGUGCCUGUGUUUGAUGUCACUCGGUUGUUGGACGGGGAGGAUCUGGCGUGUGCGAAGCUGGAGGGGCAGGCGGCUGUGUUCUUUCGGCCGGAUGAUCGGCCUACUGUUGAUGCGAUGCUGGGGUUGUGGAAGCUUGCGGGGCUGUUGCGUGAGGAUCCUUAUUGGGAUCCGAUGCCUGAUUCCUCGUGA